Molecule: messenger RNA, 2685 nt
Organism: Meira miltonrushii
Lineage: Eukaryota; Fungi; Basidiomycota; Exobasidiomycetes; Exobasidiales; Brachybasidiaceae
Product: Rgp1-domain-containing protein
Exons: 4
Coding region: 1-2685 (894 amino acids)
Biological process (GO): retrograde transport, endosome to Golgi
Cellular component (GO): Ric1-Rgp1 guanyl-nucleotide exchange factor complex; Golgi membrane
Source: RefSeq, a predicted model, not a curated record
AUGGCUACAACCACAAAAGUGUCUACAGGAUCUUACCUGCAAAUAGCUGUCGAGCCAGCCCAAUCUUCAUUCUUUGCUGGGGAAGAUUUUGCAUGUACAAUCACAUUCACCAAUACGCGAAUUCCAGUACCGCAAACGCAGCCUUUACCAUCACGAUCUACUUUUGAAUCAACAGGUUUGGGAGUGGAGGAGAACAAACAGAGAAGUGUCUCAUUCAAUCCGGCACAUACAGUUCUUUCACCUUUGUCUGCCUUGCCAUCUUCUCGUCGGUUUCAUCGAAAGUCACAAAGUGUUGAUAUAAGAACAUUUGCACGUCGUAACCAACUUGAACGUGGAAAUGCAGAAGAAGGAGAAGCAAGUGAUGAAAGAUAUUAUCGCAGCCUGAUCCUAAACGAUGGCGAAGAAGAUGAGCUAUCGCAAAUGCAUGCACAAGAAUUCUUACAGGCUUUGCCCAGAAGGCAAGGUCUUAUCGGAAAGAACUUCAGAAAUCAAUCUGCUUCCAACAGCCUACAAUCCACGCCAAAGUUUCCCGACAUCAGCACACCACCAAUGAAACGUCAUAACAAGGCUUUCUCUGUUGCUACACCUGGAUCGCGGGAAUACGCCGAGCAUUUGGGAAAAGGGGUACCAUCGAUUCAAACGCAAUUUGCUUCGCCUCGGAUACCGUCACAUCAUGUGAACAUCGAAGCAUCAACACCUUCGCCUGCUGGGUCGCGUGCGGUUAGUUCUUCUUCAAGAAGAGUGAGCGAUGUCAUCAAACCAACACAUCCUCACAGUCGAAAGAAGAGUGUUGCUCAGGUACAAGCCGAAGAUCUGAGUGCCACAUUCGAGCUAGAUGGUACCAGUCCUGGCUCUAAUACCCCCAAUGGACCGUCUUCAUUACUGAACACACCUAGACAAUCACUUGAUCUGCGCAACAAUCGUCCAGGAGGAGAAGGCUUUUAUGGACUUGGAGAAAAUUCAACUAUGGAAAGUGUUCUGAGGGAGGACUUUACGCAGUAUUCCAAAAUGGGACCAAAUGGCACGCCAAUCUCCCCUCAUGCCUCUUCGAGCGAUAUUGAGACUGUCCUUUGGACUUUUGCUCAAUUCGGAGGACACUUUCAAGUUGAUGAAAGUUUAGUCAAACCGGGGGAGUUUGAGCAGGUAAAGCAAAGGCUCGCCGGUUUGGGAGGAGCAGGAGGACUUUCGACGUCAUCAUUUGGAGCUAUCGGACAACUAGGGCCAGCAGCUAUUGGUGGAGGGGAAUUAGGUGCCGCUGUUGACGCUCUAGAGGGUGAGGAGCGGAAAGCAUCGGAAGGGUGGGGGUCGUAUCUUCGAAACGUUCUCUCAUCUGGUGGAGGAAGCAAAAAUGCUACGAUGGGAGCAGCACAUCGCAGAAGUGGCUCCACACUUCUGGAUACUCGACAGAAGACAAUGGCAAGUCGAUCAAUCCCAGUUCUGUCCAACCCUCCAAGCAUGGUUGCCGUCGACUUGGAAUUGGCUCCAGGACAGUCACGUAGCUAUACAUUCCGUGUUCCAUUACCGCCAGAUCUGCCACCUUCGUAUGUAGGCAAAGCAAUUUCAUUCAGCUAUACGCUCACUCUUGGUACGAAUCGCCUCGGCAGAAACAAGAGGGGGAUGAUGGAGCAAAAGAGCAGACUGGUGCGUAUCCCUAUGCGGGUAUACAAUCACGUCAACAUUAGUGGAAUGACAACAUUUUACGAUUUAACGAAUCCAAUCAUAAACAAAAGAGAUGAAGCGAUUGUGAAAUCAGAGGAGAUGGAUAUCGACGAUACAGCCCUAUUCGACAGUCUUUCCAAGAUUGAAGAUCAGAAGGCGAGCACAGGAGAAGCACGCAGAAAGAGACGCUCCUCGCGAGCUGAUGCGAUCGCAGACAAAGCUUUGCUUUCGUAUGCAGAUGAGCUUCUAAGCACUUGCAAAGAUGAAAAUGAACCAUCAGAUGACGAUGUUCCAACUGAUGUAGAAGUUGCAACUUUGAUGGCACAAAAGCAAAGGAUGCAUGAUCUCGCAGUUGAAUUGCUCAGCAGGAAUUCACAGAAAGUCUCUUACGAUAUCUCAAAAGAUGGUCGUGUUGCUGCGAUUCUAACCUUGGUCAAGUCGAAGUAUCGAUUAGGUGAUACCAUCACCGGUGUUGUAACCAUCAAUGCUGCUGACAGUAUAGCAAGAGUCGUUCGCAUUGCUGCUUUCUUGGAAAGUCACGAGGAAAUUGAGUCUACCUUGGCCACUUUACCAUCAGGUCGCUCGCAGAAGAUUACAAAGACUGUACACUCAAGCUUUCAUGAUUCUACGCUGGAUGCCGGUCAAGCAUGUUUCUCCUUGCCCAUCCCUUCAGGUGCUACGCCCAAUUUCGAUACCAGCGCAGUUCGAUUGGUAUGGACUGUAAGGUUGGCAUUCCUCACGUCUUCCAACGUACGAACAUCAAUUGCCGAUUCUGAUGGUAAUGUCACCAUCAGUGAACGAUCAAAACCUGCACCACAUCUUAUACCCGGACCAGACGAUGGCUAUGCAGCAUACCAUCGUGCAUUGCGAGCUGCCCCUUCAUUAGCGGGACCGUUUGUUGGUGCCGCUCCAUCUGACGAUCAGUCUGCUGAAGCCAAAUUGGAAGUGGUAGAAUGUGCUGUUCCACUAACGGUCCUUCCACAUUCUACUCGCUUCACCGUUGGUGAAGUAGGUUUCAUGGCAUGA